This is a messenger RNA of Perognathus longimembris pacificus (Pacific pocket mouse), 1358 nucleotides long. RefSeq names its product hypoxanthine phosphoribosyltransferase 1 (gene Hprt1). Gene Ontology annotation, biological process: purine ribonucleoside salvage; IMP salvage; guanine salvage. Gene Ontology annotation, molecular function: magnesium ion binding; hypoxanthine phosphoribosyltransferase activity. Bases 166 to 822 code for a protein of 218 amino acids. The transcript is spliced from 9 exons. The record is from RefSeq and is a predicted model, not a curated record. Lineage: Eukaryota; Metazoa; Chordata; Mammalia; Rodentia; Heteromyidae.
CCUCUGAGCGGUUGCUGAGGAGGCGAAGAGCUUGGAGCCAACCUCUCAGCUUUCCCGCGCCGCGCCGCGCCGCCCCUGGUAGCACCUCCGCCUCCUCCUGUGCUUCUUCACCGGCUUCUUCCUUCCUCCGUUUACCCUCAGCUCGUCAAGCUGGCCGGCUCCGAUAUGGCGACCCAUAGCGCUGGCGUUGUGAUUAGUGAUGAUGAACCAGGCUAUGACCUAGAUUUAUUCUGUAUACCUAAACAUUACGUUGAGGAUUUGGAAAGGGUAUUUAUACCCCACGGACUGAUUAUGGACAGGACUGAAAGGCUUGCUCGAGAUGUGAUGAAGGAGAUGGGAGGACAUCACAUCGUAGCCCUCUGUGUGCUCAAGGGGGGUUAUAAGUUCUUUGCUGAUCUGCUGGAUUACAUUAAGGCACUGAAUAGAAAUAGUGAUAGAUCCAUUCCUAUGACUGUAGAUUUUAUCAGACUGAAGAGCUACUGUAAUGACCAGUCAACAGGGGACAUAAAAGUCAUUGGUGGAGAUGAUCUCUCAGCUUUAACUGGAAAGAAUGUCUUGAUUGUUGAAGAUAUAAUUGACACUGGCAAAACUAUGCAGACCUUGCUUUCCUUGGUGAAGCAGCAUAACCCAAAGAUGGUCAAGGUUGCGAGCUUGCUGGUGAAAAGGACCUCUCGAAGCGUUGGAUAUAGGCCAGACUUCGUUGGUUUUGAAAUUCCAGACAAGUUUGUUGUGGGCUAUGCCCUUGACUAUAAUGAAUACUUCAGGGAUUUGAAUCAUGUUUGUGUCAUUAGUGAAACUGGAAAAGCCAAGUACAAAGCGUAAGACGAGCGUUCAAGUGGAGUCUGGAAACAUGAGGAGUCCCAUUGACGUCAUCAGAUGUUCCUAGUUCUGUGGCCAUCUGCUUAGUAAAGCUUUUUUUGCAUGAACCUUCUAAGAAUUUUAUCUGUUUUGUAUUUUAGAAAUGUCAGUUGCUGCAUUCUUAAACAUUUUAUUUGCACUAUAAGCCUAUAGGCAGGUUCCCAGUUCCCAAUGUUUAACUUGUGAAUGGAAAAGUCUCUUAAACUACACCACUGUUAAUGAUAAUAUUGAAAUUGUAUCUGUAAGAAGCAUUUAAAGAGAAGAUAUAUUAGUUUUUUAAUUGGUAUUUUAAUUUUUGUAUAUUUGGGGAAAAAUGGAGGUGAUUGGCCCUUGUUAAUUGUCCCACCAUGCAUUUGGAACAGUCAGAGACAGUCAGUUCUCACCAGUACCAGCAGCCUGUUCAGUAGUAGUGACAGUGUUGGCUCACUUGCUCAGAUUGUUUCUGUGAAUCUUGUCAACAGUUCCUUUCAAAUGCAAAUAAAGUUCCAAAAAUUACUGUC